Vespa mandarinia (Asian giant hornet) is the source of this 893-nucleotide messenger RNA. RefSeq lists its product as uncharacterized. NCBI's taxonomy places the organism in Eukaryota, Metazoa, Arthropoda, Insecta, Hymenoptera, Vespidae. Gene Ontology annotation, molecular function: ribosome binding; translation initiation factor activity. Gene Ontology annotation, cellular component: mitochondrion. The record is from RefSeq and is a predicted model, not a curated record. Gene Ontology annotation, biological process: mitochondrial translational initiation; ribosome disassembly.
UCAAAUUGUAGAAAUCACAAAUUAUUUAUUUUUUACUUUUUUAGGUUAAUAUAUAAGUGAUAAUAACAAUUAAUAAAAUCUAAAUGGCUUUAAUAUCCUGGUUAAAAGUAUUAAAAGUGAAAUCUUUGCUACAAUUCGAUUGUCAUUUAUCAAAUUUAUUAAAUAAUACUUAUAAGCAGCAAAAGUUAAAAAGAAACCAAAAUAUUUUAUGUUAUAGUGUUCACGUUUCUAACGAAAAAGAAAAGAAAGACAAUGUAUCAAAAGAACAAGUGAAUACAGUUAGUGAAUCUAAAAUAACACUUUUAUUACCAAACAAUUCUAUGACGGUUACAUAUUUAAAGGAUGCCAAAAAACUUGCGAAGGAUAAAAAUUUAGAAUUGACAAAAGUAGAAGAUGAACAAAAAAAUUCAUCUAGAGAUACAUACAAACUCAUACAACCAGGUGAAAGAUACUUAAAAACAAAAAAUAAUGAUAAAGAAAAUGAUAAAAUUAAAACAAUGAAGCAAAUACAGAUAUCUAGUAGAAUUACUGUACAUGAUCUGAAUAUAAAAUUAAAAAACAUCAAUAAAUUGUUAAGUAAAAAUUAUAAGAUCAAACUUAUCGUUAACCAUAAUUCAGAGACACAUGAUAAAGUAUUGAAAUAUGCAGAACUUAAUAUAAAACAGUAUGGAACAAUACAAAAAACUGUAAAAUCAUUGUGUACAACACUUACAAUUAUACCUAUUUUAAAUGAGGAUAGCAAUGAGAAUCCAAAUGAUGUAAAUGUAAAUAUAGAAAAAAAAUGAUUAAUGAACUUUAAAUUUAUAUAAUAAAUAGAAUUAUUUAUCGAUAUAGUAAUUGUAAAUAUAAUAUAAGUAUGAAUCUAUUUAUAGUACAAGAAUAAAGUAUGUAAA